This is a messenger RNA of Rhinolophus ferrumequinum (greater horseshoe bat), 465 nucleotides long. RefSeq names its product ubiquitin like 5 (gene UBL5). Lineage: Eukaryota; Metazoa; Chordata; Mammalia; Chiroptera; Rhinolophidae. The coding region runs from base 118 to 339 and encodes 73 amino acids. Gene Ontology annotation, biological process: mRNA splicing, via spliceosome; protein modification process. The transcript has 5 exons. Gene Ontology annotation, molecular function: protein tag activity; protein binding. The record is from RefSeq and is a predicted model, not a curated record. Gene Ontology annotation, cellular component: cytoplasm; nucleus.
GCUUUCGGCCGCGUACUUCCGCUUCCGGUUCUCAGCGUAGACCCUGGUCCUGGUUCUGCUCUCCAGCGAGGAGGUUGUGGCGUCGGCAGGUUCUAGGCGUUUCGAGCUCCCGACAGGAUGAUCGAGGUGGUUUGCAACGACCGUCUGGGGAAGAAGGUCCGCGUGAAGUGCAACACCGAUGACACCAUCGGGGACCUUAAGAAGCUCAUCGCAGCCCAAACUGGUACCCGUUGGAACAAGAUCGUACUAAAGAAGUGGUACACGAUUUUUAAGGACCACGUUUCUCUGGGGGACUAUGAAAUCCACGAUGGGAUGAACCUGGAGCUUUAUUACCAAUAGAGCAGAAUUCCUUACCCCUGUCCUGCCCUCCCCUCUCGUCACCCCCUACUUCUCCCACCGUCACCCCCCACACUGGUAUGGAUGCUUGUUUUUAAAAAGUCAUGUUAAUAAAAACUUAGAAGCAGC